AUGAGAGGAAUAUACUCAUUAACAACACUUGUCGUGUCUGGUUUAGCCUUGCUAUCUUCGGCUGUUGUUGAUGCCAAAUCAGCCACAGGGGGCCGUGUUUUGGUCUUGUUGGACUCUCUAGCCGAAAAAGACGCAUAUUCACAAUUCUGGCAGCAACUGGAAGAUCGCCAGUUCCAGCUUUUGUUUAGAGAGGCACAAGAUCCCUCUACUACAUUGAACUACUUUGGUGAAUCUCUGUUCAAUCACAUUAUUCAUUUCGCACCCAAAACCUCGCAACUAGGACAACACGCUUCUUUGAACAACAUUCAGCUCGUAGAUUUUGUAAAGAAGGGUGGCAACAUUCUUGCAGCAUCUGGUGUCGAUGCCAGUGACAGCAUGCGUGCUCUUGCAGCCGAAUUUGAUAUUGAAUUGGAUACUGAUGCCGUAUUUGAUCAUACCCACUAUGGCGAUGAGCAUGAUCAGGUCGCUACCAGUGAAUUUGUUGGUCCUGCCUCUAUCAUUGAUGCCACUCAAGUUGGCGCACCUGUCUUGUAUUCAGGCACAGGACUCACAGUAGGUCAGUUGCCUCUCUCCACUGCCAUUUUAGCAGCUGGAUCAGAUGCUUUUGUUGCCGAGAGUUACAACAAACGCGCCAAGGCUUCAGACACUGUUACUUUAGUAGGUGCUUUGCAAUCCCGUAACUCUGCCCGUGUUACCUUUGUUGGUUCUCUUGACGUAUUCUCUGACAAAUACUGGAGUGCCUCUGUCAACAUUGAAUCUGAUAAAUCUUUCAAGAAAUCCGGUAAUGAGGAAUUUGUAAAGCAGUUAUCUCAAUGGACUUUCCAAGAAAAGGGCGUGUUGAAGGUGGUAGGUCAUGCUCAUCACAAGCAAAAUGAGACUGAGCAAUUGGAUUGGUACCGUGUCAAGGAUGACAUUACCUACCAUGUCGACAUUUCAGAGUACAGGAACGAUCAAUGGGUGCCUUAUCAUGCCAACGAUGUCCAAUUAGAAAUUAUCAUGCUGGAUCCUUACAUUCGCACCACGCUUCACCAAGUGCCCACUGAUACUAACUUUGGUCGAUUUGAAGCCAAUGUCAAGCUCCCAGAUGUCUAUGGUGUGUUUACCCUCAAAGUGAAUUACAAGCGUUCAGGUCUUAGUUAUGUGCUGGCCGAAGAUCAGGUCUCUAUCAGACCCUUUAGACACAACGAGUACCCUCGUUUCCUGACUGCAGCAUACCCUUACUAUGCAUCCACAGGCUCCAUGAUUAUUGGAUUCCUUGUCUUUAGUGCAGUGUGGCUCUCCACCUGGGGUGGACGCAAUAACAGCAAGACAGUAGCAGCAUCCAAAGCCAAAGCAAGUUAA
This is a messenger RNA of Mucor velutinosus, 1341 nucleotides long. RefSeq lists its product as uncharacterized. The transcript has 5 exons. The record is from RefSeq and is a predicted model, not a curated record. The coding region runs from base 1 to 1341 and encodes 446 amino acids. Gene Ontology annotation, cellular component: oligosaccharyltransferase complex; endoplasmic reticulum membrane. Lineage: Eukaryota; Fungi; Mucoromycota; Mucoromycetes; Mucorales; Mucoraceae.